AUGGACGUAUUAUGUCAUCCGGAGGCCCUCCUCAAUACAAGAAAAGGACAAGCUCUACUUACCGACCCUGCGUUUAGGAAUAAUGUAGUUGCCAUGGUAAUUGAUGAAUGUCACAUCAUCCAGAAAUGGGGUGAAGAAUUCAGAACUGCUUUUAAAAAACUUGGAAACCUGAAAGUUUUUUCCCCUGAUAUUCCUUUUGUUGCCUCGAGUGGAACUCUUACCAAAGACCAAAAACAACCUAUUCCAAAGCAGCUGUGCCUACAAAAUUUUAUCACCAUUGAAGCAACACCUGAUAAACCAAACACUUUUCUCGAAAAAGAGAAAAAGCAGGCAAAUAUGGAUGUUCUAAGUGAAUAUGAACAUAUAAUUUACCAAGUGUGUGAUGAACUUAACCAACAGAGAGAAUUGUACCCUGUCACAUUAUUAUUUAUACCCAUAUUUUACAUGAGUGAGGCACUGAGAUAUCUAAACAGCAUUUUUGGAGUGCAUAACAUCUACAAUUCAAUCUACAGUGCCUUAUGCACUGGACAGGACUGUGAAGUCAUCAAUGAAACCAUUGCAGAUUUAAAAAAGGACAAUCCUAGAAUUCGUUUAGUAUUGACCACUUCAAUUUCUGGCAUGGGUUUUGACCCAAGCAAUGUGACUCAAGUGAUUCACACUUGUCCACCAAGAGACCUUUCCCAAUAUUUUCAGGAGGUCGGAAGAGCUGGUCGCAGAGGACAACGUGCUGUAAUGGGAUAG
Messenger RNA from Ostrea edulis (European flat oyster), 741 nucleotides. RefSeq names its product bifunctional 3'-5' exonuclease/ATP-dependent helicase WRN-like. Gene Ontology annotation, molecular function: 3'-5' DNA helicase activity; four-way junction helicase activity. The record is from RefSeq and is a predicted model, not a curated record. Gene Ontology annotation, cellular component: nucleus; cytoplasm; chromosome. NCBI's taxonomy places the organism in Eukaryota, Metazoa, Mollusca, Bivalvia, Ostreida, Ostreidae. The coding region runs from base 1 to 741 and encodes 246 amino acids. Gene Ontology annotation, biological process: double-strand break repair via homologous recombination. The transcript is spliced from 3 exons.